AUGCAAAGACCUGCCGAGCCCGGUCCUGUGACGGCGGCAGCGGGGUCGUUCGCGUCCUCUGCGGCACAGCAGGACCCUGCCAAAGGUGCAGUGGAGGCGAACGACCCCGCCAUGCUGACAGCACCGCUCGGCCUGCAGGCGACGGUGCUCUCCCAGCCUCUCUUCUUCCCCUCCUUGGGCGAGGAUCUCGGCGACAUCGCCGAGGAGGGCGACAUCCUCUUCCCCGUUCUUGGUGACCCGUGGAGCCGCGUGCGGCGCGGCCAGCCGCCGUGUAGCUGCCCUACUUCAACGCCGAUGGCGUCGUCAGCGCAGCAGCAGCAGCAGCAACCCACCCGCGAGGCCGUCACGAUACCGGUGAACUUGUACUUCUCCACAUCCUUUUGUGUACAGCCAGUGCUGACACUACCGCGCAGGAUGAGCGCACUGCUUGCCAGCGAGGUGUUCCGCGCUCUCCUGUGCUUCCACAACACGGCCAACUACAGCCUAACGCAGGCGCGCUUUCACGUAGGCGUGGCGCAACCGCCGGCGCCGCUGCGGCGUGCCUUACUGCGUUGCACCGCGGAGACGCUCCCACCCAAGUCGCACUACACCCUUGUUGCAGCGGUGCCGCUGAGCGAGGCGAGCACUUAUGCGCUGGCGGUGGUGGUGGACUACUACGACCCGAGCGGGCGGCAGCGGCAGCUCAAGUGGAGCAGCACGUUCAAGACGGAGCAACCGAUCAUGGAAGUGCAGCCGAGGUUUCUGCGAUAUGUCCGGCCAACGUGGACGGCGGCGAAGGACCAACCAGACGCCAGCGACAGCGACAGUGGAUCCGAGCAGCGCUCAUCAACUUCCUCACGCGCGUACGCGCUCUACCGACUGAGCAUUGGCCUGAAGAACAUGUCAAGCGUGCCGCUCUGCCUCGCCGACUCUAAGCUGGUUCUGCCAAGCCUCGCCCAUCACCGCGGUGCGGCGGUGUUCCGUGAGGUGGUGGCAAGCGACGGCCGCGUAGAAACCGCGGAGCUGCGAAAGUGUUGCCGCACUUCGUCAACGGCAGCGGAAGGAUCGCGGGUGCCGGCGCCGGUCCUCCUCAUGCCGGGCGACAAGCACCUGCUGCUCUUCACCGUUGGCAUCCUCCUGGAGGAGCUGCGGCACGCCACGGUGGUGCACGGCCGCGGCGGCCUCAUGACACGUCGUCUUAGUCCUCGGCUUUCAUCACUGGGGUAUGUGCAGUGGACGUGGUGCCGCGCGAAUGGAGAGACUGGAACGGCGCGGAGCGCACCGCUGCGCGUCAACGAGCUCUUGAUAGAGGCGGAGGUGGAGCUGCGCGUCACACACGUCAUCGCUGAGUCGGCAGCCCACCCCCCGACACGGCCACCACGGUCGAGGACGGCAGCUUCGGAGGGCGGUGGCGUUGCGACAGCUGAUCCUCACCACCAUGCGCUGCACAAGCAAACACCGCCUGCGCCUCUCCUUGCUGGGUCGCCCGUCACGGUACAAUUCAAGGUGGUCAACCACAGCAACGUGCAUCGCUACGACGUGGCGGUCAAGGUUCGUGUGGAGCAUCUAGCGCCGCAGUGGCUCUACGCGGGGCCCACCGUGCGCCUGCUCGGUCUUCUAGAGUCUGCAAGCAGUCUAGCCUUUUCUCUGACGCUCCUGCCAUGGCAGGCGGGGUGGCGCAGCCUCUCACGCGACGCGAUAGAACUCGUGGACGCUCGCACGCCGCAGACCGUCCUGUGGCCGCCGUCUGCAACGGCCCUGCUGCAGUCCGUCUCGGGCGAGAGCGAUGUCAACCUCGGUGAAGCGGCCAGCGUGCGUGGCGACAAGACAGACGGGGGCGAGGAGGCGACGCUGGCGGCGACAGCGCCGGCGAUCGCGGCGGUUGCCAUGAAGGCCCUCCCGGCUGUGAAUGCUGACACGCUGUGCGAUGUGUUGGUUCUCUGA
Leishmania mexicana MHOM/GT/2001/U1103 is the source of this 1923-nucleotide messenger RNA. RefSeq lists its product as uncharacterized. NCBI's taxonomy places the organism in Eukaryota, Euglenozoa, Kinetoplastea, Trypanosomatida, Trypanosomatidae. The coding region runs from base 1 to 1923 and encodes 640 amino acids. The record is from RefSeq and is a predicted model, not a curated record. Gene Ontology annotation, cellular component: TRAPPIII protein complex. The transcript has a single exon.